Messenger RNA from Punica granatum (pomegranate), 2095 nucleotides. The record is from RefSeq and is a predicted model, not a curated record. NCBI's taxonomy places the organism in Eukaryota, Viridiplantae, Streptophyta, Magnoliopsida, Myrtales, Lythraceae.
CCUCUCAAUUUUUUUUUUUUUUUGGUGCAAUGGGGGGUGUGUCCUCUCAAUUGCUCCUUCUAUUACUAUGCCCACAUUCAUCUGUGUAUAAGUAAUAUUGCAUAGCUCUUACACUCUACGCGUGUCUUACACACUACACGUAUCUUACACUCUACACGUAUACUCAUUGUGUCGUCCCGUCAUGGCGAAGGAGACCGUAGUUCUUUACCCAUCUCCGGGCAAAGGCCACCUCGUGUCCAUGGUGGAGCUGGGCAAAACCCUACUCGACCACCACCACCCUCCGCCCUUCUCGGUCACCGUCAUCCUCUCCGUCCCACCCGAAGAAGCCGAGUUUACCGCUGCCUACGUCUCCAGCGUCUCCAUCUCCCACCCGGCUGUCUCCUUCCAACACCUUCCCGUGUCUUUCAUCCCCUUCGACUCGUCCUCGCCCAGCAACUUCAUCAUCUCCACCUACGAGUUUACCCGCGGUAACAGCCUCGCCCUACACGCGUCCCUCUCCAAGUCCGGCGAUUCCACCAUCAGGGCCCUCGUCCUCGACUUCUUCUGCACUGCCGCGUGCCAAGUUGGGGCCAGCCUCAACAUCCCGGUUUACUACUACUACACUUCUGGCGCUAGCGGGCUCGCCCCGUUCCUCUACAUACCCACAAUGCACAAGAACAUCCCUGGCAGCUUUAAGGAUCUCGAUCCCGAAGAGCUCAUCGAAAUCCCAGGGACCCCACCGAUCCAGGCCAGGGACAUGCCCAUGCCGAUAAGAGACCGGAGCUCCAAACUUUAUGGUUACUUUCUCGGGGCCGCACGUGAUAUGGCUCUGGCAGCAGGAAUUAUCAUCAACACGUUCGACUCGUUCGAGGUCAGCGCUAUAAAAGCACUGAGGGACGGCCUUUGUGUGACCGACGGGCACACGCCGCCUCUGUACUGUGUCGGCCCGCUCGUCGCAACAGCCAGGAACAAUAAUGACGAAGACAGGCAUGACUGCUUGAGGUGGCUCGAUUCGCAACCGAGCCGGAGCGUGUUGUUCCUGAGCUUUGGGAGCUUGGGGAAGUUCUCCACCAAGCAAUUGAAGGAGAUAGCGUUAGGUUUACAAAGGAGUCGGAUCAGGUUCCUUUGGGUGGUGCGGGUACCGCCCCAGAACGAUGAGGCAUGGCGCGCAAUAUCGGAGCCCAACCCCGGCAUUGGUUUGUUUUUGCCGGACGGGUUUGUGGAGAGGACGAAGGAGAGGGGGUUUGUGGUAGAGUCAUGGGUUCCGCAGGUUGCAGUGCUGAACCAUAGCUCGGUGGGUGGGUUCGUGACUCACUGCGGGUGGAACUCGGUCCUUGAGGCGGUUUGCGCCGGAGUUCCCAUGCUGGCAUGGCCACUCUACGCAGAGCAGAAGUUAAACUGCAACUAUCUAGUGGAGGAGGUCCGGGUGGCGCUCCCGGUGAAAGAGUGCGAGGACAGUUUCGUCAGCGCAGACGAGUUGGAGGAGCGAGUGACCGAGCUAAUGAGCUCGGAGAAAGGGGAAGCGGUACGAGAGCGAGUGUUUGCAAUGAAAGAGGAGGCUGCUGAGGCAUUGCGUGAGGGCGGCUCAUCGCAUUCAGCCUUAGCUGAACUGUUCCUGGCCAUCAAGCAAGGGCCCGGCGUUGAGCCGAGACCAUCCGACCCAGUUGAACCAAGCGGUAGGUUUGGAAGUUCCAACUCUGUGGCCAUCCCCAGUGAAACGUAGUCGUUUUCGACUACAAAAGGGCUGAAAAUGUUAUUAUUUUUUUCUAAGAGCAUGAAUAAUUAUGCAACAAAUAUCGAAUUUCAAAACUUUUAAUUAUCAAGUGAAGAUAGAAGUCAUCAUAUUACUACACCUCUUUUGAAUGAGUUGUAACAGUUAAUUAAUUUAAUUUAAUUUAAGUUCUUUGGGCUUCGACCCCAUUCCAUUGAAAAAAAAAAAAAUUUUUAUUUAACAAUAUCAAUUGCUAUAUAUAUUGGAACUUUAAAAGUGGUGACAUCGUGUAUGCAAGUAAAUUACUUAAGUUAUAGUAAAGUAAUCAAUGUGAGUUGGUUCAAGCGGUUUGAUACUUGUUCCGUUUAAGUAAGUUUUCGAGUUUAGAAUAAUUGAAAUAGUGAU